AUGCAGAUCUUCCUUCUUGGUCUCGAUAACACGACGCAUACGCUCGAUGUGGAGCCAUCCACUACUCUCGCUUCCAUCAAGGUUUUUUUCUUGAAGCUUUAUUUUUAUCUCUGAUUACGUUGAUAGGAAGUCAUUGGAGCCAGCGAGUCGCUGAACCUCUCCUAUGGAUCCAAAGUCCUUGACGAGAGCAAGACCCUCGCCGACUACGAAAUCGAAAGCCUCGCCACCCUCGCCGUCAACGGCCGACUUCUCGGAGGUUUUUAAAUUUUUUUAAAGCUUCAUUUUGAUCGACAUAAUGAAGAGUAAAAUGAGCAAAGAACGGAUGUUUAUUUUAAGGUUGAUCCGAAGCGUUUUAUGAUUAUGCUUUUUUCUAAUCGUCUAAAUUGAUUAUUUGUUUUGCUCGUUGAAAUUUUAUUUCGCGUUCAAACCUAGUUUGACGGACUUGCCAAAACAGUUUUUAUCGUUCAAAAGAAUGAGCCAAAUCGCAGGGUAACGCGACAGAUUCGCAAAUCGUGAUUGGUUGUCUCCGCCUGAUUGGCAAAAAAAGCUUUAAAAGAAUAUAAUGAACAUUUUUCAAAAGCCGGGGUCGUCCAUUCACGCUGCGCGCGUCAAGUUAGCUUUGAACACGGCAAUACAAAUGGCGUGUUCAUCGGAGAAAAGGAACAUGCUCUAAAACGAAAAAUCGUGUUAAUCGGCGCGCCAAAGUUGCUUCAGAACAGUACUAGUUUUUGUUUUGGAGCAAUUUUUUACGUUUCGAAACAAUUACGUUUUGUCCGAUGAACACGCGAAAACAAUUUUUUUCAAUUAAUAGACAUAUUGUAAACUAUCAUUUCAGGUAAGGUCCACGGUUCUCUCGCUCGUGCCGGUAAGGUCCGCGCUCAGACCCCCAAGGUUGAGAAGCAGGAAAAGAGAAAGAAGAAGCGCGGUACGUCAUUUGUUCAAUGGUUUUUUUUUUCAGUCUCGUUAUCAUUUUGGCGAUUUCAAUGUAAUUUAAAAGUUGUUUUUUUCAAAUGAUAAUGUAUUUUCAUUCGAAUUCCUGAAGUCUUGAAGAAUUCGGCGUAACAUUUUAUUUUUCUCAAGUGCUAGCAAGAAAAGUUACAUUUCGAAGGUUCUCAAGUUUAUUUUUUCAGGACGUGCCUUCCGCAGAAUUCAGUACACUCGCCGCUUCAUCAACGUCGCUACCGGACCCGGAAAGAAGCGUGGACCCAACUCCAACAGCUAA
This is a messenger RNA of Caenorhabditis auriculariae, 1222 nucleotides long. The record is from the annotation of a GenBank genome assembly. Lineage: Eukaryota; Metazoa; Nematoda; Chromadorea; Rhabditida; Rhabditidae.